Messenger RNA from Chlorella variabilis, 1419 nucleotides. RefSeq lists its product as hypothetical. Gene Ontology annotation, molecular function: DNA-binding transcription factor activity. The transcript has 8 exons. NCBI's taxonomy places the organism in Eukaryota, Viridiplantae, Chlorophyta, Trebouxiophyceae, Chlorellales, Chlorellaceae. The record is from RefSeq and is a predicted model, not a curated record. Gene Ontology annotation, biological process: regulation of DNA-templated transcription. Bases 1 to 1419 code for a protein of 472 amino acids.
AUGGCUGCCCUUCAGCCGGAGGGCGCCGUGGACAUGAACUGGCUGCCCGGAGACGCUGGGGGACUGGAUCUAGACGGCCUACAGAAUUACUUCGGCCAGGCGCAACCCGGGGCGCUAAGCGACCCGCUCCUCAUGCAAGCCCAAAUCCCCUACCGCAACGCGAUGCCUGGUGGCUUCCCUGCUCCGCCACCCUCGGCCAACCUGUUCAGCAGCAUAGUCCUCCCGGACGGGCUGAACCAGAUGGGCGGCGGCGGCGGCGGCGGCGGCGGCGGCGACGAUUCUGGGGACAGCAGUGGCGGGGCGCACGCGGGGGGCGGCAAGAAGUCGGCGGAACAGCGGGCAGCAGCAGUGCAGGAGAAGAAUCGGCGGGCACAGAAACGGUUCCGAGAGCGCCAGAAAGCCAAGAUGAAGGACAUGGGGGAGCAGCUGGAGGACAUGAGCUCGGAGCUGAGCAAGCUGCGGGUUGAGAAUAACUCGCUCAAGAACCGCAACACCAUCCUGGAGAAGGUGCUGGCGCUGCGCGACGAGCAUAUCCGCAUGCUGCAGGAUGAGCAGCAGGUGUUUGACCUGGGCAAUCACUACCUGCAAUCCAGCAACCAGAAGUUACUGACUGGUGGCGCGAGUGGCGCUGGGGCACUUACGCUGGGCACCACUGCCGGGCCGCUGACGACGUCGGAGAUCAAGGCGGUCAAGGGCAUGCCCUCGGAUGUGGUCAUUGGGCGGUGGAAGGAGACGGUGCGGGAGCUGGGGAACAUUCUGGUACAGAUUGAGGGCUGCCCCGACAGCAACGACACGCGGCACCAGGCAGCCAUGAAUGCGCUGUGCCAGGUGCUGGACUCGGCGGGACAGCUAUGCAUGCACACGGCGGUGCUGCACCCGACCAACAUGCAGAAGCUGAUCGCGGCUACGCUAGAUGACGGGCGCAGCGGCGUGACAGCAGAGGAUCGCACCCGCUGGGCUGCCGUCACGCAGAGCCUGCAGCUCAGCCACGACCAGCGCGCACAGAUUGUGAGCCUGCGUGCCAUCUUCCUGCGCCGCAUGACCAAGGUGAUGGAGGAGCGUCGCGGCAUCCUGGCCAAGCUGCAGAUGGUCAACAUCCCCGACCGAAUGAUGGCGCUGCAAAGUGUGAUCAGCGAGACGCUCAAGGUGAACGAGUGCACGUCAGAGCUGAAGGCCAACUUGCAGGAGGAGCAUCUGGCAGGCAUGGAGUUCAUUGGCACCGUGUUCAAGACCAUUCUGUCGCCGCUGCAGAAGGCACGCGCCAUUGUGCAGUCCUACCCCUUCUACCCAGAUGUGUAUCAGAUCGCCACCGUGCUGGCAUUGGAAAAGGGCGGACCAGCAGCGCUGGAGAGCUUGGAGGCGGCCACGGCAGCAGCAGCCGGCAAUCCAAUCACCAUUCCAACGGCAUACAAACACUGA